This is a messenger RNA of Symbiodinium sp. CCMP2456, 714 nucleotides long. The record is from the annotation of a GenBank genome assembly. NCBI's taxonomy places the organism in Eukaryota, Dinophyceae, Suessiales, Symbiodiniaceae.
AUGUCAAACGCAGAUGAGAGACAGAUGUUGGCGUGGCUUCUGCAGGCCAAGGAUUCGCUCCCUUUUUCAUUGCCCGCAUCUCCAUGUGACGUGCCAGCUUCGAUCUCGCGUUCUCAUGUCCACGUAGCGCUGGACAGCCGGAACAUUGCCAAGUGUGGCUUCAGUCUGGAUCUUCCGCGCCUCCCCGACAACCAGCAGCUGGCUCGAGCCUUCGAGUUCUUCGUGUCGCAUCAGCCGCUGGAAACUGUCUGGCUCUUCCUUUACCGUGAUCUUGCCGAGAAGUGGAGGGCGUGUCAACCUCUUGCGAAAUACAGUCAGCAGUGGGUGGUUACCCCGACCGGGGAAGAUGUGGAUGUAUUCUUGAUCAAUUUCGUGGAGAAGAGAGAGCGGGAGGGCGAUGCGGCCGUCAUCGUCUCGAACGACUUGUUUCGAAAUCAUGUGAGGUCUUCUCGCAUCACGGAUACCUGGGUGCGCCAGCAUACCCUCAAGUUUACCUUCACCCAGUCGGGCGACUUCCUGUGUCCGUUGUACACGCCUGCGGCAAACAGGGAACCAACGCUGCCAAGUACACAGACAACCGCUUCUUCAUGCCACGUCGUGCGGCCAAGCUUUGGGUGCACAUCGCGCAGCCGACGGGGUCGGGUGCAAAAUGCAUUUGUCACGCAGCUGCGCAAGUCAGGAUUUCUGUUUGGUUCUAGGACCGGCAGCAUGUGA